Messenger RNA from Acanthosepion pharaonis, 2133 nucleotides. The record is from the annotation of a GenBank genome assembly. Lineage: Eukaryota; Metazoa; Mollusca; Cephalopoda; Sepiida; Sepiidae.
AUGAUAAAUCAUCUAUCGAAGUAUAGUCAUACCUAUCGCAGUCGACAUCUAGCUAUCUCUUUUUUCCAUAUCUAUCUAUCGUAUCUACGCGUCUCUUCGUUCACGUCUAUCUAUCUAUCGUAUCUACGCGUCUCUUCGUUCACGUCUAUCUAUCUAUCGUAUCUACGCGUCUCUUCGUUCACGUCUAUCUAUCUAUCGUAUCUACGCGUCUCUUCGUUCACGUCUAUCUAUCUAUCGUAUCUACGCGUCUCUUCGUUCACGUCUAUCUAUCUAUCGUAUCUACGCGUCUCUUCGUUCACGUCUAUCUAUCUAUCGUAUCUACGCGUCUCUUCGUUCACGUCUAUCUAUCUAUCGUAUCUACGCGUCUCUUCGUUCACGUUCAUUCAUCUAUCGUAUCUACGCGUCUCUUCGUUCACGUCUAUCUAUCUAUCGUAUCUACGCGUCUCUUCGUUCACGUCUAUUCAUCUAUCGUAUCUACGCGUCUCUUCGUUCACGUUCAUCUAUCUAUCGUAUCUACGCGUCUCUUCGUUCACGUUCAUCUAUCUAUCGUAUCUACGCGUCUCUUCGUUCACGUCUAUCUAUCUAUCGUAUCUACGCGUCUCUUCGUUCACGUCUAUUCAUCUAUCGUAUCUACGCGUCUCUUCGUUCACGUCUAUCUAUCUAUCGUAUCUACGCGUCUCUUCGUUCACGUCUAUUCAUCUAUCGUAUCUACGCGUCUCUUCGUUCACGUCUAUCUAUCUAUCGUAUCUACGCGUCUCUUCGUUCACGUCUAUCUAUCUAUCGUAUCUACGCGUCUCUUCGUUCACGUCUAUCUAUCUAUCGUAUCUACGCGUCUCUUCGUUCACGUCUAUUCAUCUAUCGUAUCUACGCGUCUCUUCGUUCACGUCUAUCUAUCUAUCGUAUCUACGCGUCUCUUCGUUCACGUCUAUCUAUCUAUCGUAUCUACGCGUCUCUUCGUUCACGUCUAUCUAUCUAUCGUAUCUACGCGUCUCUUCGUUCACGUCUAUCUAUCUAUCGUAUCUACGCGUCUCUUCGUUCACGUCUAUCUAUCUAUCGUAUCUACGCGUCUCUUCGUUCACGUCUAUCUAUCUAUCGUAUCUACGCGUCUCUUCGUUCACGUCUAUCUAUCUAUCGUAUCUACGCGUCUCUUCGUUCACGUCUAUCUAUCUAUCGUAUCUACGCGUCUCUUCGUUCGUAUCCACGCGUCGUCUAUCGUUCAUCUAUCAUUCAUCGUAUCUACGCGUCUCUUCGUUCACGUCUAUUCUAUCUAUCGUAUCUACGCGUCUCUUCGUUCCGCGUCUCUUCGUUCACGUCUAUCUAUCUAUCGUAUCUACGCGUCUCUUCGUUCACGUCUAUCUAUCUAUCGUAUCUACGCGUCUCUUCGUUCACGUCUAUUCAUCUAUCGUAUCUACGCGUCUCUUCGUUCACGUCUAUCCAUUCAUCUCGUAUUACGCGUCUCUUCGUUCACGUUCAUCUAUCUAUCGUAUCUACGCGUCUCUUCGUUCACGUCUAUCUAUCUAUCGUAUCUACGCGUCUCUUCGUUCACGUCUAUCUAUCUAUCGUAUCUACGCGUCUCUUCGUUCACGUCUAUCAUCUAUCUAUCGUAUCUACGCGUCUCUUCGUUCGUCAUUCUAUCCUAUCGUAUCUACGCGUCUCUUCGUUCUCAUCUAUCUAUCGUAUCUACGCGUCUCUUCGUUCACGUCUAUCUAUCUAUCUAUCGUAUCUACGCGUCUCUUCGUUCACGUCUAUCUAUCUAUCUAUCGUAUCUACGCGUCUCUUCGUUCACGUCUAUCUAUCUAUCUAUCGUAUCUACGCGUCUCUUCGUUCACGUCUAUCUAUCUAUCUAUCGUAUCUACGCGUCUCUUCGUUCACGUCUAUCUAUCUAUCGUAUCUACACGUCUAUCUAUCUAUCGUAUCUACACGUCUAUCUAUCUAUCGUAUCUACGCGUCUUUUCGUUCACGUCUAUCUAUCUAUCGUAUCUACACGUCUAUCUAUCUAUCGUAUCUACGCGUCUUUUCGUUCACGUCUAUCUAUCUAUCUAUCGUAUCUACGCGUCAUUUUGUUCACGUCUAUCAUAUAUAUAUAUAAGACAAAUGGGAAAGUUUUUUUUUGCGAUGCGUUUCAUUCCUUAG